Messenger RNA from Scatophagus argus, 4528 nucleotides. It is a transcript of the gene slitrk2, whose product is annotated as SLIT and NTRK-like family, member 2. Bases 858 to 3569 code for a protein of 903 amino acids. Gene Ontology annotation, cellular component: membrane; glutamatergic synapse. Gene Ontology annotation, molecular function: protein binding. Gene Ontology annotation, biological process: axonogenesis; regulation of presynapse assembly; positive regulation of synapse assembly. The record is from RefSeq and is a predicted model, not a curated record. NCBI's taxonomy places the organism in Eukaryota, Metazoa, Chordata, Actinopteri, Scatophagidae. The transcript has a single exon.
UAAUCAGCAGUCAGGCGGCAGCAGACGCUCAGUGCAGCCAGUGUGCGGGGUGGAGAAGGACCGACAGCUCAGACUGGAGUUAUGGCUCAGCUCCGGGAAUACAUGUCUGUUCUCGCUCUGUCUGUGUCACGCGGGCUGCAAUUUUCUCUCCUUUUCUGCCCUUGACUUCACUUUCUCCUUCCUCUUUUCUUCGGGAGUCGGUACGAACAGUCGGUCGUGCGUCACGGUGCGUCUUUGCGCAUUUUUUCUGGAUCUUUAAACAGAAACGGUGAUUUAUUUAGCCUGGACUAAAAUGAGACGUCUUUUCUGUGUGAACGAGAGGAGAGACGGCGAUUCGCAGCCAGUGUCUUUCUUUGAAUACUUGGCUGCAGCUGCCGGUGGAGCCGCCGAAUAAAUCGGCGCUCUCUAUAAGGAAAAAAAGGGUUGCAGUAAGCGGCUUUUUCUCCCCCGGAGUCCUCUCUGCCCGUGACAAUGUGCCAAGUCAAUCCACCACACAGGAUCCCGCUAAUUUGUGAUGGUUCCACGUUUUUUCUUCUCCAGGAUUGAUUUUUGGGAGGAGAUUUUCUGUUUUUUUUUUUUGUUUUUGUUUUUUUUUUCUCGGAGUGAAGGUCAGUACAGAGAUCUGCGCAUUUCCCGUGCGUCACGGUCCCAUUUUAACACCAAAUAGCGGUGGUGCGCCUGUUUUCUGCCCGCUUGUGUGUGUGUGCGUUUAUGUGUGUAUGAGCGCCUUUACCUGUUUUUUUCCCCUCUCCUUGCUUUAAGAAUUCAGCCGCCGAUUUUCCCCCCUCAAAUUCAAGGCUCAAACUGCAAAGUUAAAUGUUGGAUCUAUAUUUCAGCGACCAUUUUUGGCUGCAAAAAUGCUGAGCGGCGUCCUCUUUCUGAGCGUCCUCACGGUCACCAGCCUGUCACCGUCCGAAACGGAGAGCCGCGAAACUUCAUCCUCCAAAGAAAUCUGCAAGAGCCGCUGCACCUGUGAGGAAUGGGGGAACAUCCUGAACAUCAACUGUGAGAAUAAAGGAUUGACUACCGUCAGUCAGUUCCAGGCGCCUCUAAAUAAAAUCUCCCAGCUUUUUCUAAAUGGAAACUUCUUGUCACGGCUCAGCGCCAACGAGUUUGUCAAUUAUGGCAAUGUCACUUCACUGCAUCUCGAGAAUAAUGGCUUGCAGGAGAUCCAUACCGACGCUUUUAACGGGCUGCGCUCCCUGAAGCGACUCCAUUUGAACAACAACAACCUGGAGGUGAUUAAAGAGGAUACGUUUGCAGGGCUGGACAGUUUGGAGUAUUUACAAGCAGACUAUAAUUAUAUCAGUGCCAUAGAGCCGGGUGCUUUCAGUAAGCUGAAUAAGCUCAAAGUGUUGCUCUUAAAUGACAACCUGCUGUUGUCUUUGCCUCCCAAUAUCUUUCGCUUUGUACUGCUCACGCACUUGGAUUUACGUGGCAACCGGCUCAAAAUGCUGCCGUUUGCAGGGGUGUUAGAACACAUCGGUGGCAUCAUGGAGAUCCAACUGGAGGAGAACCCGUGGAACUGCACCUGUGAUCUGGUUCCCCUCAAAACCUGGCUGGACACUGUUCCUGUCUUUAUGGGGGACAUAGUGUGUGAGACACCCUUCAGACUGCAUGGUAAAGACAUCACCCAGAUAAUAAAGCAGGAUCUGUGCCCUCGCAGGAAUGCUGGUGAGCGUGUUCACUCCCCCUCUGACUCUCACUUUCAAGGGGCCCUGCCCCCGACCUACCACCCCGGCAUGAUCACCCCCACCCGUGCCCCGAAAGCCUCCCGUCCACCCAAAAUGCGCUACAGGCCCACCCCUCGGAUCACAAAGGACAAACAUGUCUUUGGGCCCAUAAUGGUUUACCAGACGCGUUCCCCCGUGCCCAUGUUGUGUCCCAGUGUGUGCAUGUGCACAUCACAAAACCCUGACAGCGGACUGAACAUCAAUUGCCAAGAGCGGAAGUUGCAUAACAUUAGUGAGCUAAAUCCCAAGCCCUCCUAUCCAAAGAAACUUCACCUGACUGGUAACUACUUACAAGUGAUUUACAGAACUGAUCUCACUGAGUACAGCUCACUGGAGCUGCUUCAUUUAGGAAAUAACAGGAUUGCAGUGAUUCAGGAAGGUGCAUUUGAGAAUCUAACAAACCUCAGACGGCUCUAUCUAAAUGGGAAUUACAUUGGAUCGCUUUCGCAGUUACUCUUUGCAGGCCUGCAGUCGCUCCAGUAUCUAUAUUUGGAAUAUAACAUUAUCAAAGACAUUUUACCUCAAACAUUUAACUCUUUACAUAAUCUACAGCUGCUUUUCCUGAACAACAACCUGUUAAGAUCACUCCCUGACAAUGUUUUUGUGGGCACAAUGUUAACAAGACUCAACUUGCGGAACAAUCAUUUCUCAUACCUUCCAGUUCAGGGGGUCCUCGACCAGCUCUCAGCUUUUAUCCAGAUUGACCUGCAGGAGAACCCCUGGGACUGCACCUGUGACAUUGUGGCUCUCAAAAACUGGAUGGAGAUGUCCAGUACCAGUGUAGUGGUUAAUGAAAUCACUUGUGACUCGCCCUCUAAACACGCAGGUCACCUGCUGCGUUCGCUUCGCAAUGAGGCCAUUUGCCCUGAACCCAGCGAGGUGCCCCCGUCACAAAAUGCCCCUCCUACAAAAGCCCCUACAUUAAUGAGCCCUGGCACUGAGGCUACCACUCCCUCCUCCUUUUCUUCUUCUUCUUCUUCUUCUUCUUCUUCUUCUGCUUCUUCUGCUUUUUUUAGCUCAGUUAGUCCCACCGAAUCCAGAAUCCAGACUACUGAGUUGCACCCCGAGGUCCCACUGUCAGUCCUGAUUCUUGGGCUACUUGUUGUUUUCUUCCUCUCAGUCUGCUUUGGAGCAGCUCUCUUUGUUUUUGUUGUGAAACGGCGCAAAGGAGUCGAACAUGUCUCCACAAGAGCCAACAACUUAGAUCUCAACUCUUUCCAAGUGCAAUAUGGCUCAUACACCCCUGAUCCAACCCAAGACAAAACCUCUGAAAGCCCCGUUUAUAAUUACACCCCCCCACCAAUGGGCUCCAUGUGCCAAAACCCUAUUUACAUGCAGAAGGAUGGCGAACAGGUGGCGAAUUACAGCAACCUGAAGGAGCUCAUCUUUGGGCCCCUGGAUGCAAAGAAGGACGAAAUCCUCACCCGCAGCCCAGAGGCCUGCACCAUCAGCACAGUGGAUUUUAUGGAUAAAUCUCCAGCAUCAUGCAGUUUGACCACCCCAGAGCCUCCUGAGAUGCUGUAUCAAAACUUAGGGGAGAGACCCAACAAGGAGCUCCCUACAGCUGCAGGCGCCCCCCCUUUUCAUUACAACCUUUGCACUUUACCUAAGAGACCUUUUCUCGUGCCCCCCUACGAGGUUGCUAUAGCCCGACGGCAUGUCACCAACCAGGACAGUUUGAACAAAACUGUGCUGUACGGGACCCCCAGGAAAUACUAUGGGGCCGAACACCCUCACAAAAACAAUGAGCACCCACUUCUGCUCCCUGCGAAGCUAAAAGCAGAAACGGACUACUUGGACGUUCUGGAGAAACAGACUUUGAUGAGCCAACUGUAAGAUAGCGACAAAGUUCCCCGCUCCCCCAUGUUCUGUGCAAGAUUCAUAAUAAUCACACAGUUACUGUUAUAAUCUCUAUAUAUCUAUCUUAGCAAUCUGUGUUCAAUUCAACACGAUUGACUGGAAGCUUUUGGUGAUUUUUUUUUUUUUUCGCUUUUCCUCUCUUUUUUUUCCUUUUCAAGAAGUAUAAAAGGAGUAUGAGAAGUAUAUAUAAUGCAGCUCUAUUUUUUUCUCCUGGAAGUUAUAAAUUAUUUCUUCAUUUUUUAAAAAAAAUUGAAAUUCCAAAAGACUUUGAUGACGGCAGGUAUAAAAUGGGCAGGACUUUGUACAAAUAUGGCUUUGUGUGCUUUUCAAAAAACUGUAUUGCUUUUCAAAAGAAAUGUAUUUUUAUUUUCCCUGUGAAAAGCAGAAAAAAUAUGAAAUAAUUAUUGUUUGUAGAAGAAAAUACUUCAGACUGACAUUCCUGUACAUAUUAAGUGUACACAGAUAAAUGAUGAGUGUUAAACCAUAAAAGAAAACCUUUUAAAAAUGCAAUGAGCAUCAAAAUCUUACUAUACCUACUCCAGAAAGUGCCUUUGCACUCAGCUAUUUUAUCAACAAUGCUCUCUGCAAAAUGUAAAUGUAUCUUUUUUGAAAGUGCUGUAUUUUAAAGAAUCAAAUCUUUAUGUAAAAUAGAAGAUGUAUUUGUCUGUUUAAAAUGAAAAAAGAGGAAAAAAAAAAAGACUCGGUCUGAAAUGAUGUAUGAGUUCUUGACAGGGAGAAUCAUGUUAUUUUGCUUUCAAUAUUAAGUGUCUUUGGAGAUGUGCAACGUAUAGAGAAUAUUGUAUGCUAUAGGGCAGCAAUACAGCGCGGUGAAAUUGCGCCAUUAAACUUUCGCUGAAGCACUUUGUCAAGAUCUUGAGCUUGAGGUAAAUUUUGUUUCAACUGUGCAUAAUUAUUUUUGGAUGCUGCGGUGUGCU